Leptomonas pyrrhocoris is the source of this 927-nucleotide messenger RNA. RefSeq lists its product as hypothetical. The record is from RefSeq and is a predicted model, not a curated record. The coding region runs from base 199 to 927 and encodes 242 amino acids. The transcript has a single exon. Lineage: Eukaryota; Euglenozoa; Kinetoplastea; Trypanosomatida; Trypanosomatidae.
AGGUUGCCGUGGCAGUAUUUACGGCAGCAUCACGACUUCGUUUUGUUUUCCUUUUCAAUCUCAAAGGAGUCUCUCUUCUUUUUUUAAAUAUUGCCUGCUGGCUUACGUUUAGCUUUUUCUCUCUGCAGGCGGCGAUUGUUUCUGUUCUUCGCUCAAAACGAAUAGAAGGAGAGAGGGAUACCUUCACUUUGCACUAUCAUGGAGGGCUCGGUGUUUCGUCGCCCGUACGACCUCAGCGACGAGGCCACCACCUUCGGGUACUCGGAGGGUGAGGCCUUCACCGAAGCUCCUCCCGCCACGGCAAGUUCGGCCUCUGCGCGUCACAAUGCCGCUUCUGCCGCUGCUGCCCGCCCCCGGCAAACUGUCCACGCGGGGCCCCCGAAGCGGGAUUUGAUGCCAAUGAAACGAGUGGUGAAGAUGACGACGACACUGCAGUCCGAACAGGAUGCGAUGGAGGCCCAGGCGCAGUCGGAGGCCUCGGCAAAAGCGGAGCGUCUUCGCCAAGAGCGCAACGCGAAGUGGGAGGCGGUGAAGGCGAGCAUGAAGUCGAGGCCCACGCCACUCCGCACUGUCCGCGCCUACGACAGCGACUGGAGCGACAGUGCGGACGAGGCGGACGAGGCAGGGGUCGGCACCGACGCGCAGUCUAUCCGGUCUGCGAAGUCGACACGAUCCACGACCGCGACGGCGGCUGCGGCGAGAAGGGGAGCCGCGUUGGACGCGCUGGUGCCGACGCUGGCGGAGGAGCGGGCCGUGCGUGCCGGUCCUCUCUACGCCGUCGAGUCGGUGCCGCAGCGUGUGUGCCACUUUAUCUACAAUUGGUGGAUGUAUUUCGUGUACGCCGUUUCGGCGUCGAUGAUGCCGGGUCUGGAUUCGCGGAAGGCUGAGGAUCCGGGGGAGUACUAUAACCGCAAGAGGUAUUCGUAG